AAUCAGCCUUGGCAAGAGCGCUACCAAGAAGGUGGCACGUUCUGAGGAAACGGCAUAGUUCCAGGAACCCGGUGGCUUCCCAGAACGGUCUCCUCCCUGCUUAGGACGUCCCCUGGCUCGCACGAGACCUGCCUCCUCCCCUGGCCCUCCCUCUGGGCAGAGCAGAGAAAGCCCUGGCGGGAGGCCCCAGGGGAGCAGAAGGAGGCGCAGGAGCAGGAGGCAGCAGGGAGUGUCCCAGAAACCGGUAUCCAGGACAAGGGACCCCUGAGGCCUCCCCCAUCAGCCAGCCAUGCGGACCUGGCCCUCUGUGUCCCCCAGACGCAUCCCCCAGCCCUGCAUUCCCAGCAUGCUCGGGAUCCUCCUGCUCCUGGUGGCCUCCCUGAGUGCUCAGAACACAAGCUGGGACAGGCCCUCUUGCACAGAGGGCGUGGUGUCCGUGCCCAGGGGCCAGCCGGCGGCGAUGGCCUGCAACAUCUCCAACACCUUCUCCCGCAUCACCAUCCGGCUGCGCGCCCACGGAAAGACCGUGACCAUCUUCGAGGAGCGGCCCCCGGGACGCUUCUCCAGGGGUGGCUGGAAGCUCCAGGUGCACGGAGGCCGGGCCCGGCUGGUGAUCACAGCCGCCCAGGACGCCCACGCGGGACAAUACGUGUGGCAUCUGCGAGGGCUCCAGAGAACCAACAGAGCCACGUAUCUGAACGUCUCAGCAGAGUCUCAAGACCAGGAGGAGGCAGCAGGCCUGAGGCCGUCCACACCUCCCUGGGGCACUGCAAGCCAGGUCCCAGGCUCAGAGAGGCUGCAAGCCAGGUCCCAGGCCACGCCCCAGGCCAUGGUAGGGGCGCUGGUUGCUGUCCUUCUCUUGAUCCUGGUGGUGGGCUCCCUUGGCUGGUGUUGGCACCGACGUUCUCUGAAGUUGGUGCAGCUGCAGAGGUUCUGAGCCCUGUGAACCAGAGUCCAGUGGGAUCAGAGUCUACCUGGAGCGUGGAUCCCAACCCCACACUCCCACAGUGAGGCUGACACAGGGUGCCACCCUCCCUGCACCUGCAGCCCUUGCAAGCCCAUAUCACCCGGCAUCCCAAGGCCCAUGGAGCUGUCACCAUCUUCUUGGCUGAGCAAAGGAGGAUCCUGAGAGCUUUUGCUGGGCACAGGAGAGCCUGCUCCUGUGCCUGGAUGUAGGUGGUGGAUCUCUUGGGCUCUGUGCAGCAGCUCACUGGGGAAGCCCCUGGAAGCUGGGCAGCAUCCUGCCUGGGUUUCUGUCCAUCACUCACACCAGGACAGGGAGACCCGCCCCUGUGGUCUCCAGCUCCUUUCUGCUGCCUCAACUCUGUCCAAACAUGGAAAAUCUCAAACUUCACAGCCCUUGAUUGACAGGAUCUGCCCUGCCUCUGCUGCUUAUCAAGGGGGGCCCAUGCUCCUCUCCUACUGCUGAAACCCCUGUGCUCCAGGGGCUCCCCACUCCCUGAGAGACCCCAGAGCAAGCCAGGGGACCUCCAGCCUUGGCUUAAGUGGACCGUGGGCACACGCCUGUCUUGACCAAGAACAGAAACAAGUUUUGUGGACCCUGCUGCCAGGGCUCCAGGGACCAAGAUGGGGGGCUCUGGGUCUGAAAUGACGCAUCACCCCAUGCCCACCACCAGGGGGUGACGCAACCCAGCCGCAGAGGCCCUCAGGGAAAGAAAGUGGGAGCAUCACAGGUGCUGGCUGGAGGGAGCUGCUUCCCCAGACAGGACAGACAGGCCCCUCAGACCCCAGACCUCUCCUGGGGGAUCCCCCUGGCUCCCCACUCAGGCCCAUCCCAACCACCACACCCCACUUUUCUUCUUGGGCUCACAUGUGCACGUGUUUUCUUUAUUGCAAUUGUAACUGUGUUAGUCAGGUUGCCUUGCUGUGACCAAAAUACCUGACAAGAACCACUUCAAGGAGGAUGAGUUCAUUCUGGCUCACAAUUUCAGGGGUUUAGUCUGUGGUCAGCCAAGUCCAUGGCUCUAGACCCAAGCGAGACAGAACACUGGUGAAGGCGAUCCCCCACUCACUGUCUUGACAGGGUCACAGUGAGAAAAAGUGCUGGCCAAGCCGCUCUCCCACUGUCUUGACAGGGUCACAGUGAGGAUGAAUGCUGGCAAAGCCACGCUGGUUGGUGGGAAACCGAAACCUUGAGACCCUUUUUAUGUAAUUGGGACUUUUCAUUUUCAUGCUUAUGUUCCUGACAGGAGUCAUGAGUAUGUUAAAUGCCAAACAAAUUAAAUUUCAGAUGGCUAGAAUAUAACAGGUAGUUCAUGCCUUGGAGGCUGUUCUACUACCCCUCAGCAUAUCAAGGACAAAGUAGAAGGCUGUUCUUCUAUCUCAGUACAUUGUGGACAAACCUGAUAACGGACAACAAUCAUCCUUUGAAAGGUCAUGAGAAUUUUAGGCACCACAUUGAUUAUAUCAACUAGAACCCAAGCCCAUAUUUCCGGCCUCUUAGAAAACCUAAUCAGUAUGCUUAUUUCACAAAGUUCACCACAUGCAGUUUCAUUUUUGAUUAAGGAAAGUUAUAUUAUACACUUAGGAAAGUUAAAACAUAUAAAGAUAUAUUCUUCUCUUUUUAUAAACCCUUUCUUACUUUACAUAGGCAUAUAUGACGAGCAUAGUUAAUAUUGGUGGAAAGUGGAUUGAUGUUUAGAACUUACUUUCUUUUGAGAAAGAUUAUAAAGAUAUGAGAACUAGUGCACCUUGACUGAGAAACAAAGAAACUCUUUGAGAAAGCAGCUCAACCAGUUUUAUGAGAAUAAAUUUAGGAAUUAAUUAAAACAGCUUUAUAAGACACAGUUUUAGAAUAAUGUUAGAAAUAUUAUUUUAUUUAGAUUCUUAAGUUUAGAAAUUCUUAAGUUUUUAGUUGUAUAGGUUUCUGAUAUGUUUUAAGAAUGAUUCAUAAACUUUAGGAUGUUUUAAAUAUAAGAUUUAAGGGGACUUUUGUAGAUGGGUAUUUUAGAUUAGAAAUAAAGUACAAGUGUACUUUAGGUUAAUGAUUGGUUAGGAGACUUAGAGUCUGGUUACGUAGUUUGGCAUUAGUUAAUAAGAAAAUAACAUAUCUUGGGAAAAAUAGUAAAUCUUGGGAAAACCUGAAAAAUGUAAAUUAGUGACGUAUUUUAUCAAUGAUUCUGUACUUUUAAUAAUUACAUAACUGAAGUUCAUAUCCUGGAAAAAUGUAAAUUAAUGUUACAUUUUUUGUACCCCCAAUCAUGGUUAAGGAAAUGUCAUGUCUUGGCAAAGUUUUAAAUCGUGUAAUCGAUGACGUGUUCUGAAUCUAUAAUGAUGAGAAAAAUUGUAAUAAAAGAUGACCCAGAGAAAGCUGCAUUAGCGCUCUCUCUCUGGAGAUGGCUCCAA
This is a messenger RNA of Marmota monax (woodchuck), 3366 nucleotides long. Its product is annotated as secreted and transmembrane protein 1A-like. The coding region runs from base 290 to 937 and encodes 215 amino acids. The record is from RefSeq and is a predicted model, not a curated record. Gene Ontology annotation, molecular function: cytokine activity. NCBI's taxonomy places the organism in Eukaryota, Metazoa, Chordata, Mammalia, Rodentia, Sciuridae. The transcript has 6 exons. Gene Ontology annotation, biological process: immune response.